Messenger RNA from Bipolaris zeicola 26-R-13, 1650 nucleotides. RefSeq lists its product as uncharacterized. Gene Ontology annotation, molecular function: carotenoid dioxygenase activity. The transcript has a single exon. Lineage: Eukaryota; Fungi; Ascomycota; Dothideomycetes; Pleosporales; Pleosporaceae. The record is from RefSeq and is a predicted model, not a curated record. Gene Ontology annotation, biological process: carotene catabolic process. Bases 1 to 1650 code for a protein of 549 amino acids.
AUGGUCGUCGCAACAACUGAUGUCUGGCCUAAUACUGCUGGCUUCGACACGGAUUAUCAAGAGCACGAACCCGUCGAGCUCGCCGUUCACGGUAACAUCCCACGAUAUGCUGCAGGUGUUCUUUACAGGACAGGACCUCUGGGCUUCAAGGCGAAAACAGACGAUGGCAAAAUAUGGGCAGCAAAACAUUGGUUCGAUGGCUUCUCCUGCGUCCAUCGCUUCCAGAUCGACUUCCCGGAUGGUAGCAGUACUCCCAAAGUCACUUAUCGAUCCAGACGUACAGUAGACGAGUACAUCAACAUGGUUCGCACCACCGGCAAGCUUGAGACUGCGACUUUCGGUGCGAAGCGCGACCCCUGCGAGAGCUUCUUCCAAAAGGUCAUGAGCAUAUUCGUACCCAAGCUGAAGAACGAGAAGAACGUUGGAGUGACUCUAUCAAUCAACAUGCCUGGAAGCGAAAAGGUUGCCCGUGGUAAGCCACUCGAGACCAGCAAUCAUACCAGUGGCAUAAAGACGCUGUGUGCGAAGACAGAUUCUAGCGCUCUCAAGUUGAUUGAUCCUGAGACUUUGGAGCCAAAGGAGUAUGCUCGCCAAUCCGCCCUCCACCCAGACCUCAGAGGGCCCUUCUCCGCCGCGCAUGCAAAGUCCGACCCCAACACGGGCGACAUGUACAACUUCAAUCUCGAGUUCGGUGCUCUUGGUUGCACAUAUCGCGUCUUCCGCGUAUCGGCGGCCACAGGAGAAACAGAAAUUCUUGCGACCUUCCCCGGUACACCAGCAUACAUUCACUCUAUUUUCCUGUCUGAGAGCUAUGUCAUUGUCUGCGUUUGGAACUCUCACAUCACAUGGAACGGCAUUGGGCUUCUGUGGCACAAGAACAUUGUCGACGCCAUUGCUCCUUUCGAUCCCAACUCGAAAGCCCGCUGGUACGUCGUCGAUCGCAAAUCAGACAAGGGUCUGGUUGCAACCUUUGAGAGCGACCCUUUCUUCUGCUUCCAUAGCAUCAAUGCCUGGGAAGAACCGUCUGCCUCUGAUAAGAGCAAGACCGACGUCAUUGUGGAACUGAGCAUGUUCGAGAACCUCGACGUUGUAAAGCGCUUCUACUAUGACAACAUCAUUUCCUCCAUCGACACACCAGAAUUCAACGGCGAGAAGCGCAUGUCUUGUCUCCCCAUGCAGACACGAUUCCGCCUCCCCAGCGUCGACGCCGGUUUGCCUCCUACAACACCUCUGCCAGCUGAACUUGUAUUUAAGGCGGAGAAGUUCAACUCCAUGGAACUCGGCACCAUCAACCCAGCCUACCUCCUUCGUCCCCACCGCUACACCUACGGCUGUGCUGACCGUCUCCGAUCAACCUUCUUCGACGGCAUCGUCAAAUUUGAUAACCACACGAUGAAGUCUAUCUUCUGGGAGGUGGAAGGUCACACGCCCGGUGAGCCAAUUUUCAUUGCUGAUCCAGAGGGCACCGAGGAAGACGACGGUAUUCUGUUGAGUGUAGUACUUGACGGAUACAAGGAGAAGAGCUACCUACUUGUCCUCAAAGCAAAGGACCUGAGCGUCUUGGGCAGAGCAGAUAUGCAUGGACCUAUGAGCUUCGGAUUCCACGGCACAUUUGGUGGUGCGGGAGCGAAAUACAGGGGAGACAUCUAA